Molecule: messenger RNA, 1368 nt
Organism: Trichoplax adhaerens
Lineage: Eukaryota; Metazoa; Placozoa; Uniplacotomia; Trichoplacea; Trichoplacidae
Exons: 18
Coding region: 1-1368 (455 amino acids)
Biological process (GO): cell volume homeostasis; potassium ion homeostasis; chloride transmembrane transport
Cellular component (GO): membrane
Molecular function (GO): potassium:chloride symporter activity
Source: RefSeq, a predicted model, not a curated record
AUGUCUGGAAUGCCUACUGAAGUUCAACCUCUUCUUUCCCCUUGCCACUCAAAUGUCAAUGAUGGAAAUUAUCGUGAAGGAAAAUUAUCAACGUUUCUUGGUGUUGUUGUUCCAUGUAUUUUAUCAAUAUUUAGCGUUAUUCUGUUCUUACGUCUCGGAUUUGUUGUUGGACAAGCAGGAUUUUUAACAGUUAUAGGAAUGCUGGUUCUGGCAUACGGUCUAUGUAUUAAAUUUACAGCGAUUCCCGGGAGUACUUGGUGGCAAUACCUUUAUGGCUCACUGGUUCUGCUUUUUUGUUUAAUAGUUUGCGUUUUCGGUGCUGGAAUUUUUGCGAAAACAUCGCUUAUCAUUUUUUUAGCCGUUAUGGUAGCAAUCAGUUCGUCUGUGGUUAGCUUUAUUGCUCAAAAAGCCUUUGCUGUAAAUAAUCAAUCAAUUUUAAAUGAAAAUGAAACCGUUUUAAAUUUUGCUUAUACCGGCUGGGAUAUUGAAACGUUUCGUAAAAAUUUAUAUUCAAAUUAUACAGAGGAUAUUACCACAGGAAUUAAACAAGAUUUCCAAAGUGUUUUUGCAGUAUUGUUUAACGGAUGUACGGGUAUAAUGGUCACUUUUACAAGUUUUACUUGUUCAAGAGGAUUAUUACUGAAUAAUUAUAACUAUAUUCAGGCUAUUAAUCUAUGUCCACCUCUAAUAACCAUUGGAGUUUUUGCCGCAACCUUAUCUGCAGCGCUUAGUACACUAAUUGGCGCUUCAAGAAUACUCGAAGCUGUUGCUCGGGAUGAUAUUUUAGAUUUAAUCCCGCAGAUAAUAAUAAUUGCGAAAGAGUUGAAUGCUAUUGCUCCAAUUGUUACCAUGUUCUAUUUGCUAUCUUAUGGAGCCACAAAUUUUGCAUGCUUUUUACUAAGAGUUGCAUCUGCACCUAACUUCAGUACAUUAUUGGAUAUUUAUGUUACAAUCAUUGAAAGAGUAGCACUUACGAAUGAAAAACAUCGUUCUCAAUUCCUUGGGUGGCUAAGUUUUGCUGAUAAACGCCAUUUAAAAGCUUUUGUGGAGAUUACCACGGCCAAUUGUGUCCGUGAUGGAGCUCGCAACCUUAUGUUGGAUAGUCAACAACUAUCUAGCCAUGAUUAUGUUGGCAUUAUUAAAGAUGCCAUUAUGAUGCAGAAGAAUGUAUUGAUUGUUGUUACUUUUAAUUCGAAACUAAGUCCCUCAAUACAUGCUAAUAGUCACGGAAGCGAUUGCAUUCAGUGCGUUAAUCCGACGCCUUCGCAAGUAAAUCGACUGAUUCGGACUCAUUCUAGUAAUGCUAAGAACUUGCCCCCUAUUGUAAUGGCACAUGGAACGAAAACGGUUACGUGUACUUCUGUAUAG